AUGUCCCGCCUCCCCGACGGAGACCCCAAUCGCCGGGGCCACUACCCUCCCCCCGAGACCGACCCCAGCCGCCAGGGACAAUAUCCUCCUCCACCCUCCGACGAUCCCCAUCGCUCGCGCCCCUACCCCUACGAGCAGCCUCACUAUCCGUACCCGCCGCCGUCCUAUCCCGCUCCUCCAGAGCACGAUCGAGGCUACUAUCCACCACCACCACCGUCGCAAUAUCCUGCUCCGCCACACAUGGCUGCCAUUCACCCGCACGCGCCGCAGGACUACCGGCUGCCGCCGCCGCCGGGAGCCUACCGGGCUGAUCCAUACCAGCAGGCUCCCCCACAACAACAACCAAUGCCAUAUCAUGCAGCCGCUCCGCGCCAGCGAACCGCCAUUGCCUGCCGAUAUUGUCGCCGACGGAAGAUUCGUUGUUCGGGAUUUGAGAACUCCCCCGAUGGACGCUGCACCAACUGCCAGCGGUUCAACCAGGACUGCAUGUUCACGCCCGUCUCUUCACAGGCACAAGCCUUUGUCCCUGCGCAUGCCGCCUACCCGCACAUGCGCCCGGGAAGCCAUGCCAACGGCCAGCCUCCCCCCGGCACCAUUCUCUACGGUGCCCAUGGCCAGCCGCUUCCCCCUAACCAAGUGGUGCAAGGCCCCGAAACCACCCUGCCGCCGCCCCAAGGGAUGUAUGCGAAUCCGUAUAGCCGACCCCCCACCGACGGGGGGCCCCCGCCCCUUGCGCCGACUAUGCCAGAUCCGAGACAGCGGCGCGGCUCUGGCACGGGCUUCGAUUACCCCGAGCCGGCCAAUCUCGCUCCUGUUACACCCGCCAGUUCUACCCCCGGAUACCAGACUCACACCGCCCCGAGCCCCUACUACGGCCACCCGCACGACCAGCGCACCUCGCCGCAGGCCGGCUACGCCUAUGAGCAGCCCCGUCACUCGACCUCACCGCACGGUUCGCCAUAUGCACCUUUGCAGCCACCACCCGCCGGUCAGACGCCCCCUCCGACCUCGACUCCCGGCGGUUCCCAGCGCGGCGGCCUGAACGUGCGCGAUAUGUUGAACCCAGGCGCGGACGGCGACUCUCAGGGCCGCUCUAGCACCGACAGCGACAUGCUCAAUCAGCUGAACCGCCGGGGCCCCCGGUAA
This is a messenger RNA of Penicillium canariense, 1146 nucleotides long. Its product is annotated as Zn(II)2Cys6 transcription factor domain-containing protein. Gene Ontology annotation, biological process: regulation of DNA-templated transcription. The record is from RefSeq and is a predicted model, not a curated record. The transcript is spliced from 4 exons. NCBI's taxonomy places the organism in Eukaryota, Fungi, Ascomycota, Eurotiomycetes, Eurotiales, Aspergillaceae. Gene Ontology annotation, molecular function: DNA-binding transcription factor activity, RNA polymerase II-specific; zinc ion binding. Bases 1 to 1146 code for a protein of 381 amino acids.